Prunus persica (peach) is the source of this 676-nucleotide messenger RNA. RefSeq lists its product as uncharacterized. The record is from RefSeq and is a predicted model, not a curated record. Lineage: Eukaryota; Viridiplantae; Streptophyta; Magnoliopsida; Rosales; Rosaceae. The transcript has 2 exons. The coding region runs from base 77 to 676 and encodes 199 amino acids.
CGAUGAUGAUGUCAAUUUUUUUAUGAAGUACAAUUCCGAGGCAACAGCUGUGAAUUGUCCCCAGUAAUACUUCAACAUGUCAGAUGUACGCCCUCCUAACGAGCAUGUGAGUUACCCGGGGGACCAGCCCUGGCAUGUGCCAUUCCCAUCUCCACCUCGGACUCCCAAUCAUGAUCCCACUUCAUCUGGAAGUGAGGCUGACACUCAUGAUCCGCUUGACAAAAUCUCUGCCGUCAAGCACCACCUCCAAUAUAUGUCAAAGGCAACGGAUUGGUGGGAGAGUAAGUGCGAUAUUCAUGGCCAAGUUAUGGGAAACUUGGCCAACAAGUUGAACAAAGCAUACGCUGGAGAGGUGAAGCAAGCUCUUAAAGCAAAAAGUCGGAGCAAAGAGUUAGAGUCCUUGAAGUUGAAAUUGGAAGACACAAAGAAAAAUGCCCUCGAAACAUUCACACAAUCUGAAGAAUAUAACCAUGAAAUGGUUGAAUGUUUCAACAACGGCUUCGAAAUGUUCCGAGAUUAUGCUUCGGUCAUCUCACCAGACCACAAUUGGAGUGAAAUUGAUGUAGCUGGUGUCUGGCAGGUACUGAAUAUGGGUUCUGAUGGAAUGGCUCAUCAUAGCCUCGUGCAUGCAGCGAGAAGAAAGGACAAAGACAGGGAUCUUUUGAUGGACCUGUAG